Syngnathus typhle (broad-nosed pipefish) is the source of this 955-nucleotide messenger RNA. It is a transcript of the gene psme2, whose product is annotated as proteasome activator subunit 2. The transcript is spliced from 11 exons. Gene Ontology annotation, molecular function: endopeptidase activator activity. Lineage: Eukaryota; Metazoa; Chordata; Actinopteri; Syngnathiformes; Syngnathidae. The record is from RefSeq and is a predicted model, not a curated record. Gene Ontology annotation, cellular component: cytoplasm; proteasome activator complex; nucleoplasm. The coding region runs from base 155 to 871 and encodes 238 amino acids. Gene Ontology annotation, biological process: regulation of G1/S transition of mitotic cell cycle; regulation of proteasomal protein catabolic process; positive regulation of endopeptidase activity.
GCAACGGGUAGGCGGUCCUUCAAAUCGAAAGUAAAUUCAAGCGUAUGAGGAAAUAAAAUACAAUUAAACUUUAUUCCGUCCUGCCGCUGCACUUCUUCUUGACUUUCACCUUUUUGGUUUUCUUUACCGAGAAAAAAAAAGUUCCCUGGCUGUUAUGCCUAAAAGUUCCGCUUUGACGAUAAGCAGCGAAAAUGCAGCAAGGGUGGAAACCUUUCACCGGGCCUUGUUUCAGGAGGCCAACAAUCUUUUCUCCACUGUUAUUCCCUCCAAAAUCCUCCAGAUGGAUGCCCUUCUUCAGGAUGUCAGCGUGACAGACAUGUCAACGCUCAAAGCUCCACUGGACAUCCCCAUCCCUGACCCACCCGCUCCCGAUGAGGACACGGAGACCAGUGAAGACAAAGAGAAGAAGAAAAAGCCCAAAUGUGGCUUCAUCAAGUCCCACGAGAUGAUCUUGGCACUGGCGGGCAAGUUGAAACCCGAGAUCGUCGGCCUGCGAGAGACCAUCGUCACUGUCACAUGCUGGAUUCAACAUCUCAUCCCCAAAAUCGAAGACGGAAACGACUUUGGCGUCGCCAUUCAGGAGAAAAUCUUGGAGAGAAUCGCUGCGGUAAAGGCAAAAGUGGACGGCUUCCAGACGAGCAUCAACAAGUACUUGCUGGAGAGGGGAGACGGCGUGGCCAAAGCCUCCAAAGAUACUCACGUGAUGGACUACCGCAUGCUAGUCCACGAGAAGGACGUGGCCAUCUUUUCCGACAUUCGAAUGAUCAUCCUGGACAUGCGCAGCUUUUACAUGGAACUUUUUGACAUGAUCAGCAAGAACAUGGAGAAGGUGAUCAAUCCCAAAGGCGAGGAGAAGCCAUCCAUGUAUUGAAACAGGCAAAUCAUGCCUGGUUUCUUUCUGGUUUCAGCUAAACUGUCCUAAAUGUGGAAAUAAUCAAUAAAACACUACCCCGUA